Messenger RNA from Strongylocentrotus purpuratus (purple sea urchin), 2050 nucleotides. It is a transcript of the gene rpap2, whose product is annotated as RNA polymerase II subunit B1 CTD phosphatase Rpap2. The transcript is spliced from 7 exons. The record is from RefSeq and is a predicted model, not a curated record. Gene Ontology annotation, molecular function: RNA polymerase core enzyme binding; RNA polymerase II CTD heptapeptide repeat phosphatase activity. Gene Ontology annotation, cellular component: cytoplasm; nucleus. Bases 148 to 2022 code for a protein of 624 amino acids. Lineage: Eukaryota; Metazoa; Echinodermata; Echinoidea; Camarodonta; Strongylocentrotidae.
UCAGCACAGCUUUUUUUAUUCCAAGAUGUCAGCGCCCAUGUGAAAUGUGCGUUUCGUGCUGUUGUUGUGAAAUAACGUAGAAAGAGACGAAGUUUGCUCUGGUCUUUUUGUCGAACUACGUGUCCUGAGUGUCUAUCAUAUUGAAAGAUGGCAACAUCAUCGGGAAAGACAAAGAACGUGGGGAAAUCGAACCGUCUGAAUGAUGGGAAAAGGAAAGAGGAACUGCUGGUAGGGGCAAGGAAAAGGGUUGAGUGUGAGAAAAAGGCAAUGAAGAUUGUGGAGCGUCUUCUAGAAGAGUCCAUCUCCGAAUCGUUCUUUGAGGAUUGCGGUAAGUACAUCACCAGUAACCAGUUUGAAGAUGUAGCUGUGGAGAGGGCCAUAGAGAAGCUGUGUGGGUAUCCCCUGUGCACCAACAAACUCACCAGCAUCCCAAGACAACAAUACCAUAUCUCACUCAAGAGCAAGAAGGUCUUUGACAUCACAGAACGGAAGAACUUUUGUAGUCAGAGAUGUUUCCAGGCUCACGCAUAUUAUCAGACUCAACUCAGCGAUGAACCUGUCUGGGCAAGGGAGCAUAAAAACAUACCUCCUAUAAAGCUGUUUGAGAAUGAUGCCAGCGCAGCCACCAAUGCACCUCUGAAGCAUCCACAUGAAAUCCCAUUGAAGCACAAGAUCACAAUGCCAGAUGUGGACACUGUCUCAGAGCGCACAGCAGAGGGCGCUGGUGAAGGAGAGAAAGGACUGCAUUUGGGGGUUUCUGGAUUGAGUUUGGACAGGUCAAAUGAAGGGGUGGAUGGUGGGAGGAAAGAUAAGGAUAAGAGAAGAGAAGAGAUGCUCAGGAGGGUUGCAGAGUCUGUGGAAAGACCUGCAAGGGAUGGACAGAGAGAGGAAGUGCAAAGUUCUGGGAGUCAUGUGGAAGGCUCCAGUUAUGCUGUUGAACCCUCUUCAAGUGUUACUGUUGGUCAGGAAGACAUGAAGCAUACAGUUACUCCAGAGGAACUGCAUCUGUCCAACCAGGUCAAACCAGUUCAGACCUGUUCUGCCAGUAAUAUUGUCAAUGAGCGCCUUGUAAUGCCAAACAAUGGGAAUACAGAUGGAGACUGGAAGGAUGAACCAAACCAGAUAAAUCCAGUUCAGAUUGGAUCAGAAGAGAGUAAGGACACAGAUGUUGCUUUAGGAGAAUCAGGGAGGAAAGAUAAUGUGGGUGAUUUAACUGCGCAACCAGAUGAUCAUGGUGUUACAGUAAAAAAAGAGGAAGCUGAUGAAAUUCAGCAAGAGAAGACAGUUUCCUCCACAGAUACAAGAACAAGUAAGGAGAAGAAAAAAACAAAGAAGAAAAAGAAGAAAGUUCCUGUAGCUGAAAACACAAUGCUUGUAAUUCUGCAACACAUCCAACAGUGCCUCAUGGAAUGGAGAACGGUUGAAACAUUGAGAUACAUCUAUGGUAGGAGUUCAUCUCAGUCUGGGAAUCAAGGUUGCAUUGAUGAACCAGUCCCUGACACAGUGCCUGAAACAGACCCUAACCUAGAGCGCAAGAAGAUGGCUCUCAAGGAGUUUGAGAAGCGGGCAGGGGAUCGUCUUGACCGGGAAGAAAUAAAAGAGGGCGCCUUUCCUGCACCAUCCAAACCACUGCCAGACUUUGAAAGUCUGCGCAGGGAGGAAGAGGAGAAGUAUGCCUUGAAAGUGAAGGAGUACUUUAUGGGAAGGGAGAUGAAGACUCCUUCCAAACCUGCAACGGAAGAAAAAGAAGAAGAGCCAAACAAGCUUGUAGAGAAUACCGUCGACAGGACAGGAGGUCUCCCUCCUGUGGAUUCAAGAGCACAGGUUACCAUUAGACGCAGGAUCUUACUGGACAAGCUAACUCAAAUCUUGCCAGGCAUUGCGGUCUCUCUCCAGCUCUCUGUCCAUGAGGUCAGUCCGAUGAUGACCGAUCUUGUAAGAACAUUCCAUCCCGGCAGUCAUAACAUCGUCUUCAAACCCCUGGCUUGGAAUCUAAUGACUCUCAUCCUCAUUCAUAUGUAAGUACACACACCUCAGUAUUUCUGUUUAA